AUGCCUCCGGCGAAGAAACAGAAGACCGCGCGCGAUUCCGGCGUCUUCCUAGAAGAUUCGGGCAGCGAGAGCUCGGAUUCCGCCUUCGAGUCGGUGCGCCCCAACAAGAACGACAAGCAGAAGAAAAAUAAGCAGAACAGCAGCACGGGCAAGCCCGCUGAUCCAGCACCUUACGAUUACGUUUGCAUACCGCAUCCUUUCUUCGACAUUGAAGGCCGGAAUUAUCUGAACUGGACAUUGGACCCGGACGCCUUCAUUUCCUCAAAAUCCGAGAUCUUCAGCAAGCUCUACAAGCCCAUCGACGAUCAAUUCAGAAAAGAUGGCCUCUUUAAAGCACCGGCGAGCAAACAUCCGGAGCACAAAUGGGUCAUGUUGUGGGAUGCGUGGCUCAAGGCGGAUCUACUAGGAAGGAAGGCGAAGUACUGCGACCCAGACGCUUUUGAGAUGAACUUGUAUACAGACUGGCAAGGAUGGGGAAUGCAAGAAAUUAUGGAGAAUAUGAUGGUCGAAUUCAAUCAAGGCUUCCAUGCCAAGAAGGACCGGAUCGAGAAAAUGUGGUCGGUCAUCAGCGCAGUAGGACUGUGGCUGAAUGAAAACGAGCACAUCACGGCGCUCAUCAACAACGAAGACGGCGACACAACCUGCGAAAUGAUCGGCUUAAUGGGCUGCGCACUACUCACCGUGCUUGCGGCCAUUGAAAUAGCAGGCGAGCUCAAGCCAGAUUCCCGCUUCCUUGACUUGGCAAUCGUCAUUGCGUAUUAUCUAGAGCUAUCGCACGAUCUCCCUGCUUUCGGCAUCGAAGGGCAGUGUGUAUCAUGGCGCAAGGAAGCCGUCAAUUACUUCAAGAAGGGCAACCUCGACCCUGAGAAGGGAAUCUUUGCGACGAAACUCCGCCUGGACAAACUGGCAAAGGUCGGCGACGUCGAUGAUGACUUCGCGCACACCAACGGAGAGGUCGAGAAGAUCAUGACUGGGACAACGACUCUUGAGAAGAUUGAGGCUGAGAGGGCUGCUAAAGACUCUGCUGGCAGCUCGGCGGAGAACCCAGUCACAAUUCCAGAAGACGACGACGCCGAUAAAGAGAAUGCAAACCCGAAGGCCACAGGUGAGAAACAUGUCUCUCCGCCGCCAACAGGCAACGGCAAGAGGAAGAGGGGUCUGGACAAUGUCGAAAACAUAAGCAAUUCGAAACAAGCGGAUAAAGACCCAUGGCACUGGAACGACAAGUUUAACGCGUACAAAGACAAGCGUCAUCCCAAGAUGGGCGGUGAACACUACGAUAUUACCAAAAUGAGCAGGUCAGACCGAGCGGCUGCGUCGUUUACCGGCAAAGAUCCCCUUGCCGAUGUUCCAGUGAAGGAUCUACAAGCGAAUCUACUGGAUCUCAUUUGA
Messenger RNA from Alternaria incomplexa, 1392 nucleotides. RefSeq lists its product as uncharacterized. The record is from RefSeq and is a predicted model, not a curated record. NCBI's taxonomy places the organism in Eukaryota, Fungi, Ascomycota, Dothideomycetes, Pleosporales, Pleosporaceae. The transcript has 2 exons. Bases 1 to 1392 code for a protein of 463 amino acids.